Caenorhabditis angaria is the source of this 4177-nucleotide messenger RNA. NCBI's taxonomy places the organism in Eukaryota, Metazoa, Nematoda, Chromadorea, Rhabditida, Rhabditidae. The record is from the annotation of a GenBank genome assembly.
AUGAUUCUCAAGGAAAAUUUUCGCCAAGGAUUCUAUGACGUCAUCAAACGACAAAGUGUUGUUAUAAUUGUGGCGGUGGAUACAGAUGCACUUUGCACAACAAUGAUUUUAUCGGUAAGAAUUGUUUAUUUAUUUACACGUUUGUUUUGAGAUCGGGAAAAGAAGCGAAAAAAUGAAUAAGUUAGUCUUCUUUUUGAAUGCGGUAAAGUCGCAUGGUCAAAUCGUACAAAAUAAUGAGUAAAAUACCCCAAAACGGUAUGAAAAUCAAUAAAAUCGGGACGUCAACAUGAAAAAUGAGUCGAAGAAAUAGGAAGAUUUGAAAGAGGACUUUUAAUGUGAGAACUGCGAGUUGAGCAACAAAAUAUUGAUUUCUUGGCCAAAUGAAUUGCCAAACUUCGGUUAAAUUGGCGAAUUUCGAUCCGGGUGUUUGAACGCAGAAAUGGUAGAAUUUAUAAAAAACAGUAAUGUAGCUGGCGAGAUCGGUGAUGAAUAAAACCAAGGCUAGAAAUAUUGGACGAGGCUCUUCCAGAUUUUGAUUGCUUUGCGAUUCUUUCAGCUGUCGAAAGCCUUCCAAACUGUCCUGAAAAUAUGGUUUUUAUGGAAAACCUCCAAGUUUUUAUGGGAAAAAACUCACCAAAUACAUAACAAGUGCAAUAAGUGUGAGCAUCAAAACUAGCCAAACUAUUAAACAUCGCUGACCCGGCACAAAACGCAUUUUUGUUGAUUUUUUUAAAUUCUGAAAGAAAAUCGAUAUUUUUUAAUGAAAAGGGAGAGAAAGGAGAGGAAAAUUAUGAGCAAAAGCAGGUGUGGGGCUAAUUAAAAAUACAUAGGAAAGGAGGAGGGGAAAUCGCUUCGAGACCAAAAUAGAAUGAAAUUUAGUGCGCCUUUGAAAGGGCCUCGAAACGAAGAAAUAAUCAUGAAAGUUUAUCACCUGAAUAAACUAGUUUCGACCUUCAAAAGUCACCUAAAUGCUCCGUGAGCGCACGGGGACUAGGAUGUAAACCUAGUCCCCUUGGGCUCACGGAGCAUUUUCUGACUUUUGAAAAUCAAAACUAGUUUAUUCAAGUGAUAAACUUUCAUUUUAGAACAUGAUUAUUUCUGUGUUGCCAGGCAAUUUAAAGUUUGUAUGGUUUUGGAGCGAAAAACCACAGUAUUUCAUCAAACACCAAAGAAAACUCUGAAAUUUUCAGCAUCUUCUAAAAUGCGACGAUGUUCCCUACACAAUCAUUGCCGUCGAUGGUUGGGAAUCAAUCGAACAAAGUUUAUUGGAUCUUCAAGAUCAAAAAACUUCAAUAAUUAUGAUAAAUUGUGGUGCAACUCGUUCACUUUCACGAAUUCAACUACCACCAGCAGCCACAAUUUAUAUAAUCGAUUCUCAUCGACCAUUUCACAUCGAAAACAUGUUCGAAAAUGAUCAGGUUAAUGUGUUGAUUGAUGAACAAGAGUUAGAAGAACUCCGACUUCCCCAACCGAAUGAAGUGAUCAAGGAUGAAUCGGAUGAUGAUACGGAUGAUGAUGAAGAAGAUGAGGAACAAGAAUCAUCUUAUGAGGGAAGAAUGGAAAAGAUUCAGCGGAAAGCGAUAAAAAGAGAGGAGGCGAGAUUGUGGGAGAGAAGACGACAGAAUUUGUUGUGGACUUAUUAUGAAUCGACUUGGAAUGGUGCACCAAGUUGUGUUAGAUUAUUGGAAUUGGCCGCGGAAUUGAAUAGAACAUCGGCUGAAAUGAUGUGGUUUGCGGCGGUUGGAUUGAAUAGUGCUUUUAUUGAUCGAUUGGUGAGGGAUUUGGGGAGGCGCUAUAGUUGGACAUCCACUAAAUGACAUUUUCAUGUUUUUUAAGCAAGUGAUUUGAAAUAUUGGGUUCUAAUGUUAUUCAUAUGAUAGAAUGGUCUAAGACGAACAGAAUCAUAUAAAUUUUUAUGACUUUACGUUAUCCAUAAGUGAUUUAGCGACUUAUCGACAAAAUAUCGACUAAACCUCGCUAAAUCCCUUAUGGAUAACGUAAACUUAUCAAAAUUUAUAUCAUUCUGUUCGUCUUAGACCAUUCUAUCAUAUGAAUAACAUUAGAACCCAAUAUUUCAACUCACUUGCUUAAAAAACCUGAACAUGUCAUUUAGUCGAUGCCCAACUAUAAGAGGGGCUAGAUUUGGCUUUUGUUGAAAACUCUGUGAUUUUCAAGCUUCUUUAUCAAAACUUCGAAUAGGAAAUUUUAAAUAAAGCCGAAAAAUUGCUAUAUUUAGCCUACGAAUUUCGUUUAGAAACUUGAAACUCAAUGAAAUGCAGAAUUUAUAUCUCGAACUCAUCGGAAAUACAAUUUUUUUGGAUUCUGAGCCGAAAUUUCAUAAAAAUUCAAAUUUUCUGCAUUUUUCUUGAAAAAUUCCACAGCAGUUUUCCGCAGGAUUUUAAAAUUUCAAAAUUUAUUGAAAAAAGGAAUUUCUAGUUUUAAACUUCCAGGAUCAUGAAGAUCUCAAGUUAGCCUAACUCAGAGAACUUUUUAGAUCUCAAUCGAAAUGUACACCUCAAUUUGUAUCGAUCGAAUGCGACCAUUUAUCCACAAAUUCUCGCCGAGAAAUAUUGUGAAUCAAGGAAAACAAGACGAUCAAUUACACAUCUCAUUUGGAAAAGAGUGAGUUAGCCGAAAUCCUGGAUUCGCUAGAAUAUCGUUUUCAGACUCCCCCUUGCUUUAUAUUCACAUUGGGAUUUGUAUAGUGCAAUGAUGAUUGACGAGUAUUUUUCGAUUAAAACCAAAAAUUGGACACAAAGAGGAGAUGUGAAUAUACGACAUUUAUUGGCUUCGCUUGGGUGAGUUAGCCUAACUUUUAUCUCGACAAAAAAUGAAGACGAAUAAUUUCAGCAUCACUUUGGCUGAAACGCGCCAGAAAUUCGAGGCUCUAUCAACCGAGCAACGAAAUGUGGUGACAGAUAUUUUGGAGAAGGAAAUUGAUUCGUCUUUCGCCACAUUUUUCGCGCAUUUGGGAUAUUGUGCGAAAUUGAGUGCGGCUGAUUUGGCGAGAGGAAUUUCGGUGAGAAUGGAAAUGCCGAAGACGAAAAAGGUAUGGGGAUUUGGGAAAAAUUACUAGGAUUUCGGAAAAAUUGGAAGCCUGAGUAAGCCUGAGUAGGCCCGAAAAAGAGAUUGAAUCAAGCCAAAAAAUUUCCAGUCAAUGGAUCGCUUCAUGUGCGGAACCCAACUCCUAAGAAGCUCAAUUUCCGGCGCCAAAUCACAUCGUUUCAACAUUCAACAAACCUUCGAAACCGUAUGCCAACGAACACUUUUGGUAUCGUGGAAAACGAUGGCCGCCGCAAUUAAUCAAUCAGAAAUCAUACCAAAUGGACCGUAUUAUCUAUUUUCGUGCACGAGACCGAUUGGUAAGUAUAGUUGGACAUCGACUGAAUGGCAAUUUCAGGUUUUUUAAGCAAGUUAGUUGAAAUAUUGGGUUCUAACUUUAUUCACAUGAUAGAAUGGUCGAAGACGAACAUAAUGAUAUAAAUUUUGAUGACUUUACGUUAUCCAUAAGUGAUUUAGCGGCUUAUCGACUAAACGUCGCUAAAUCCCUUAUGGAUUACGUAAAGUCAUCAAAAUUUAUAUCAAUCUGUUCGUCUUAGACCAUUCUAUCAUAUGAAUAACAUUAAAACCCAAUAUUUCAACUAAUUUGCUUAAAAAACAUGAAAAUGUCAUUUAGUCGAUGUCCAACCGGACGAAAAUGUAGUUUUUUCUAAUAUUUUCAGACGAGGAAAUGAUCGAAUCACGACAUUUUCUGUACAAUACGACGAAUUUCAUGUUGCGAUCUUUUGCAUCGAUGAAAAAGGGACGAACCGCAAAACCACUUAUCGCAAUGUUCCCAUUGACUGCGGAAAAACAGGGAUGGCUUGUGGUCACGGGAGUUAUGCCGUUGGCUACAGUUUAUGAGGAUAGUUUAUUGAAAACGUGAGUUUUUUGAAGGGGAAAAUGGGAAAUUCCGAAAUUCCGGAUUUUCAGAUGCAUUGGCCGGGCUUUUGAACGUGUCAAAAAAAUGGCGCCGAAAUUACGAAUCACCAAUGAUACCUUCGAUUCGGAUGGUGAGUUAGCCUAACUUUUCCCCAUCUAAUUAAAAUAAUUUUGAUUUACAGUUAUCCAACUAAAAUCCGAAGAUCGAACAAAGUUCAUAGACUGUCUGCAGGCGAUUUUUGAAGGAUCAAACUAA